This is a messenger RNA of Naumovozyma castellii, 2184 nucleotides long. It is a transcript of the gene GCD6, whose product is annotated as translation initiation factor eIF2B catalytic subunit epsilon. The record is from RefSeq and is a predicted model, not a curated record. Lineage: Eukaryota; Fungi; Ascomycota; Saccharomycetes; Saccharomycetales; Saccharomycetaceae. The transcript has a single exon. The coding region runs from base 1 to 2184 and encodes 727 amino acids.
AUGGCUGGUAAGAGAAAUAAACAGAACAAAGGAUCAGGAUCCCUUUCCAAUGGGAAGAAAUCUGAUGUCGACGUCGAUGACCGUUUACAAGCCAUCGUCUUGACAGAUUCUUAUGAGACAAGAUUCAUGCCUUUAACAUCUGUGAAGCCAAGAUGUCUACUACCAUUAGCUAAUAUCCCAUUGAUUGAAUACACAUUGGAAUUUCUGGCUAAAUCUGGUGUUGACGAAGUCUAUUUAAUCUGUUCAUCCCACGCAUCUCAGAUUAAUGACUAUAUUGAGGAUUCUAAAUGGAAUUCACCUUGGUCACCCUUUAAAGUGAGUACUAUUAUGUCGCCAGAAGCUCGUUCUGUAGGUGAAGUGAUGAGAGAUUUGGACAAUAGAGCCAUCAUCACUGGUGAUUUUGUCCUUAUCAGUGGUGAUGUCGUUACGAAUGUCGAUUUCAAGAAGAUGCUAGAGUUUCAUAAAAAAGUACAUGCUAAGGAUAAGGAUCAUAUAUCGACCAUGUGUUUAAGCAAAUCUAGUCAAUACCAUAGAACAAGAUCUUUUGAACCAGCAGCCUUUAUUUUAGAUAAAUCUACCAAUAGGUGUAUCUAUUAUCAAGAUUUACCUGGUGUAAGCUCAAAAGAAAAGACAUGUGUGGAUAUAGAUCCUGAAUUAUUGGAUGAUGUCGAUGAAUUUGUUUUAAGAAAUGAUUUAAUUGAUUGUAGAAUUGAUAUUUGCACACCUCAUGUCCCACCAACAUUCCAAGAUAAUUUUGAUUACCAAACAUUAAGAUCAGAUUUUGUUAAGGGUGUUAUAUCAAGUGAUCUUUUGGGUAAGCAUAUAUAUGCAUAUAUUACCAAUGAGUACGCAGUAAGAGUGGAAAAUUGGCAAACUUAUGAUACCAUAUCUCAAGAUUUCGUUGGAAGGUGGUGUUACCCACUAGUUUUUGAAUCUAAUAUUCAAGAAGACCAGACCUAUUCUUAUGAAUCAAGACAUAUUUAUAAGGAGCAAGGUGUUGUGUUGGCUCAAUCUUGUAAGAUAGGUAGAAAUACAGCUAUUGGUGCUGGGACAAAGAUCGGUGAGGCUACAAAAAUUGAAAAUUGUAUAAUUGGGAGAAAUUGUCAAAUUGGUGAAAACAUUAGUUUGAAAAAUAGUUAUAUUUGGGAUAAUUCUGUGAUAGGUAACAAUACUACGGUGGAACAUUCUAUUGUUGCAUCUGGUACUAAAAUAGGAGAAAAUGUCCACUUAGAAGAUGGUUGUAUUAUUGGGUUUGAUGUAGUUAUUGAUAACGAUAUGAAAAUUUUUAAGGGCACGAAGAUUUCAAGUACACCUGUAAAGAGCAUACAAUCUGAUUUCUUUGAAAGUACUUUAAGUGAUGACAGUGAUUUCUCAGACAAGGAAGCUACAUUGGAUAAGGAAAAUGAAACAGUCGAAACAUCCAUAGCGACUGACCUAGUUGGUGCUAAAGGUGCUGGAUACUUAUAUGAGAGUGAUGUUUCUGAUAUUGAGGAUGACAAUUCAGAAACUGUAAAUUUGGCCAAUUCCUUGAGUUAUCAACUUGAGGAAUUGUACUUAAGUGAUGAUUCUAUAUCCUCCACCAAGAGAACUAAGAAGAAGAGAACCAUGUCCACUAAUAGUAUGUACACAGACUUCGAAGAGAAUGGUUCUGAAGAAGAAGAAGAUUUCCAAAAGGAAGGGAUUGCUACUGUUGAAAGAGCAAUGGAAAACAAUCACGACUUGGAUACUGCAUUAUUGGAAUUGAAUACUUUGAGAAUGAGUAUGGAUGUAACCUAUCAUGAAGUUAGAACAGCCACCAUAAUUGCUAUUCUUAGAAGAGUUCAUCAUUUUGUUGCCACUCAAACAUUAGGUCCAAAGGAUGCAGUCACUAAAGUGUUUGGCCAAUGGGGGUUACUAUUCAGAAGGCAAGCAUUUGACAAGGAAGAGUACGUGGAUUUAAUGAAUAUACUAAUGGAACAAGUGGUUGAACAGAAACUGGAAAAACCAGAUCUAAUCCUCUUCGGUGCCUUGAACUCUCUAUAUGAUAAUGAUAUCUUAGAAGAGGAUAUCAUCUAUGAAUGGUGGGAUAGUGUGUCGAGCGAUCCACGUUACGAUGAGGUCAAGAGAUUGACAGCUAAAUGGGUGGAAUGGUUGAGAAACGCAGAUGAAGAGUCAUCCUCUGAGGAAGAUGACGACGAGGAAUGA